CAGAUCCGCGCGCGGAGUCACUUCUCAGCAGCAGCGGCCUCCAUUUUAACUCCGACACCGACUCGUACCUCACGUGUCCUGGGCCGUCUCUCUCACAUGACCCGAGUGUUUGUUCCCGUGAUCAGCACUCCCARCUCUGUCUGUGUGACACGGAAUAUCACUUUUUAUUUUCACCCUGAUGGAUAUGCUCGAACAGAGUCUGGACACCGCAAGUCAAGCAAAGCAAGAAGAAGAGGUUGUCCAGUCAUCCGAAGACGGAACAGGAGAAGAGCAGACGGCUGUAACUAUAGCCAGUGUUCAGCAGGCUGCAGCAUUUGGUGACCAUAACAUACAAUAUCAGUUCCGCACAGAGGGCGGGCAGGUGACGUACCGUGUCGUCCAGGUAACGGACCAGCACCUCGACGGCAGGGAAGAUGCAGGAGGAGCAGUGAGUGUCGUCUCAACAGCUGCUUUCGCUGGCGCUCCUCAGGCUGUAGCUCAGGCUGUGAUCCAAAACCCUUUCAGUAAUGGAGGAAGCCCAGCGGGGGAGGCAGUGGGAGGGGAGACCCGCUUUGCUUAUUUCCCCGCAACUGCGGUGAGCGACGGGACCGUGUCAGUGCAGACCGCUGCAGACCCUACCCUCACACAGGCAGGGGGUCAGUUUUAUGUGAUGAUGACACCUCCUGAUGUCAUUCAAACGGGAACACAACGAACCAUCGCCCCACGCACACAGCCCUACCCUGCAGAUGAAAACGAGCUGCUGCAACGUGAUGGUUUAAGCUGGAAAAUGGACGGACCCCGAACGCCUCGAGAUGAAAGGAGGAGAGCGCAACAUAAUGAAGUCGAAAGACGACGAAGAGACAAAAUCAACAACUGGAUUGUCACGCUUUCCAAGAUGAUCCCUGACUGCAGUAUGGACAGCACCAAGACUGGAGCAAGCAAGGGUGGCAUCCUGUCUAAAGCCUGCGACUACAUCCGUGAGCUGAGGCAAAAUAACCAGCGACUGCAGGAGAGUCUAAAGGAAGUGGAGAGGAUACAAGUGGACAAUGAGCUGUGCAGGCAGCAGAUUGAAGAGCUGAAGAACGAGAACGCGCUGCUGCGAGCGCAGCUCCAGCAGCACGGCAUCGAGAUGGUCGGAGAGACGCCUCCGCAGUAAACGAGAUGAGAAGAGCGGGGAGGAGCGAACACCACUCGAAUGUGUCACUGACACCGUGGAAACGCAGGCGAGAUGAUUGGAAAAGGACUUGUGGAGAAUCACUUUCUUUUUAGUGAUUGCCUCCUUUCCCGGGUUCUGGGUGGCGAACCCUUCACAAGCCAUUUGCGGCUGCACUUGACUCGUCCAGACCUAUUGAGAUAACCACCCGUUGCAACUCAGUAGAAGUGUUCUCCAAGAAAAGAUGUCCCCUCACCUUCAUCAGAGUGCUUAUCCAGCACCAGCUAUGAAACAGAACCUCUGCUUGAACAUCUCCUAUGUUUUGUAUUUAUGUAGCCUCACUAAUGGACUAUGACUUUUGUUAUCUAAAUAUGUUCCUCGUGAGUUUGGUUUUUCCCUCGAUAUUCAUUUUGUCAUAGGUUUUGCUUUUAUUCCUUUUGUGUUUUUGAGUUGUGUAUUAAUAUGUUGUUUUUAGCUCAUUUAAUUUAUUAGUCUGCUUGCUGACAGAAGCCUUGAUGGAGACCGUUACACUAAACUCAUGCACCCCGAAGAAGCGGACAGGAAUUGCUUUUGUUUUGUUUUUUAAWAAGAAAACAUCAAAGUAUGCAAAAUCACAAUUCUAGAGACAAAAAUAAUGUGACACACAKAGAUUACUUUCUUCCAAAGACAAACGAGGAGCUGUGCAAGCCGGUGCCUCUGGGCUGAUUGAUGUAAAUACAACUUUUCAUGUUUUAAUACAGAUGUUACAGAAUGUUAGAUCAGAUUAUCUCUGGGAGUCAACAAUCAAUAACUCAUUAACUCCAUGCUGGCCCUCCGUCACAGUCAUUACCAUGAAGUGUGUGCAAUCUUAAAGCUUGAUUUGGAAAAAAGGACAGGAGUAUACUUGAAACGUUGGGCAUUUGCUUGAUUGAAAAAAAAAAAUAAAGUCAAAGUAAAGAAAGAAAUCACUUACAAACUUCCAGUUGUUUAAGUGGCGUUUAAUUAAAAUGCAAACGUGUGAAACAUGCAGACAAUUUCCAUCUCAGCACUUUGGAUUGUCGACUGGAGAGCAAUGCGGCGCAGGUCCCGACUUUUGCCAAAUCAUACUUAGGUACUGUGGGUUUAUUUUUAUCUUUUGUUCACGUGUGAUUUAGCAUUGUCUCGGUGUGUGUAAAAAUGAUCCCCACAUGGUUUAUUUCAAGCUGUUUGCCCUAUUUUGGUUUUGCAACUCUUCAAAUGGAGCUCAACACAUAUGGGGGGUGGAGGGGGCACCCUGGAGAGCAGCACUCAAAAGACUCUGCUUACUAUGGAAAAAAACAAUACUCAGAAAUCGUGCUGCACUUUUCACUCGAGCACAUCUAGUUCUCCAAGAAAAUGAACAUUUGAGGUGGGAAACAUGGAGAUGAUCUAGUUUUAUUCUCCGCCCACUCAGYCAAACAGGAAAUGAAGUAUAAAUUAGAUUUACAAACAAAAGACAAUAUUAACAUUGUUGAUGAUUUUGUAAAUGAAGAUACAUGAUUUUUUUUUUCAUUUUGGGUAAUGUCAGUGAAAAUGGAUGAAAGACAUCAAACUUUGGAGCAACUCAUUAAAACACGAUUGCCUCUUCCUACGAACAGCUCAGGAUCCAGCAAAGCAAAAUCAACACUCAGACCCCAUGGCUAAAUCCGGCGYACCACCACAUUUAAAUAUCUGAGACUUCUUACGAUUACAGCUUGUGCUUUCAACGUGCUGUUCUGCUACAGCUGCUAGAUCUGAAACCACGAUAAGACUCGUUGCAGGUGUCUGAUCUACCAAACAAGUCUCAGAGUUGAAUGAUAGAUGUGCAGUAAAAUAAUUUUUAUUUGUUUUUAUGGUUCAGUUAGAGGAGAGCAGAAAAUGUGAAGACAUUGGAAGAUGGAUGAAAUAUGUCUUUGUUUUUAUGGCAAAAGGAAGAAGAAAGCUUUUUUUUUCUCUGUAGCAGCCUCACUUUUCUCAGGUUAGAGACAUCUUUUCUAAGGAAAAUGGUGAAAAAUAAAACUUUCACUUGAUCUUAAA
Messenger RNA from Austrofundulus limnaeus, 3145 nucleotides. It is a transcript of the gene usf2l, whose product is annotated as upstream transcription factor 2, c-fos interacting-like. The record is from RefSeq and is a predicted model, not a curated record. Bases 179 to 1135 code for a protein of 318 amino acids. Gene Ontology annotation, molecular function: protein dimerization activity; DNA-binding transcription factor activity, RNA polymerase II-specific; RNA polymerase II cis-regulatory region sequence-specific DNA binding. The transcript is spliced from 11 exons. NCBI's taxonomy places the organism in Eukaryota, Metazoa, Chordata, Actinopteri, Cyprinodontiformes, Rivulidae. Gene Ontology annotation, biological process: regulation of transcription by RNA polymerase II.